CGCCCACCACAGUAGUGACAGUGCUCUGAUCUCCUUUCAUAUACCUGCGUACUCUCGCUCUCGCGAGGUGGCAGUGGUUGGCAGCGAUGAGGAGAUCGUCUCAGGGGAAGAGCUCUGGAGUGGUAGCCGCCGCCGUCAGCGGCGGCAGCGGCGGCGGUGUACGGAAGUAUGAUGCGUACGGUGCGAGGAGUGGUAACCUGAUGAUGUCUUGCUACGCGAAGGCGAAGCCGAGGCCGUCCAAGUGGGACGACGCGCAGAAGUGGCUCUCCCGGUCAGGCGACGGCGGCAGCGGGGCCGCCCGGCGGUCGAGCUCCUGCGCCGACGAUGGGCUGCUGCUGCCGCCGCCGCCGCCGCGGAAGGGCGCCGGCAGCUGGCGCUCCUGGAGCAACGUGGAGUGGGAGGGCGCGCCCACGGCGGCGCCGGUGGUGGCCGCGGACGGGGGCGAGGGGGAAGAGGAGGGGGACACCAAGGCGGUGGACGCCGUGCAGGCGUACGUGCCGCAGCGGUUCGUGGUGUCGCUGAGGGACGUCGGCACGGAGAUGACGCCCGGCGGGAGCAAGGAGCCGUCGAGGGCGAACACCCCCCGCGUCGUCGCACCGCCGGCGGCGGCCCAUGUCAUCGCGGGGGGCACCGUUUCGCCUGGGCAAUGCCACGGUGGAUGGCGAGACAGCGGCCUUGGCGUUGCGGCGGACCACGGUGCCGCUUGCGAGGGCUCCGACGGGCGCGACGAAGCUGCGGGCACGAGGACGGCCGUGUCGCCCGCGACGGCGUGGGGCGAGGCGGAGCGCGCCAAGUACAUUGCCCGGUACAGGCGCGAGGAGAUGAAGAUACAGGCGUGGGAGAACCGGGAGCGGCGGAAGGCGGAGCUGCAGAUGAGGACGGCGGAGGAGAAGGCCGAGCGGAUGAGGCUGCGCGCGCAGGCGAGGACGGCGGGGAAGCUGGCGACGGCGCAGGCGGAGGCCAAGGCGCGGCGCGCGCGCGCGGAGGCCGAGCUGGCGCUGGGCCGGCCAGGCAAGGAGGGGUGCCUGCUCACGCGGAGCGCGAGCUGGAGCAGCGGCCGCUCGCUCUCGCUCUCGCUCCGGCUGCCGCUGCUGUGCAGCUGAGCGGUUACCACGGCUUCUGCUGCAUUCUGCUUCCCCCGUUGCUUUGGACCUGAGCUCUGUUGAUGCCCCCGUUUCUGAUGUAAUACUACUACUAGAGUACCAGACACAGAAUUUACCAUGUACCUUGAGCAAAAUUAUAAUCUUGUUAUACGUCCUAAAUAAUCAAAUGAUUUCUGCCCCGUACAGUUUUAUUAUAGGAGAAUUUGGCAUCAAUCACGGCAUGUGUUUUGGUUUGUGCCAUUUUUCAAUCCAAUCAAGUCGCUUUACUCGCUUGUACUAGUGCGACUG
Messenger RNA from Oryza brachyantha (malo sina), 1391 nucleotides. RefSeq lists its product as uncharacterized. The coding region runs from base 87 to 1103 and encodes 338 amino acids. The record is from RefSeq and is a predicted model, not a curated record. NCBI's taxonomy places the organism in Eukaryota, Viridiplantae, Streptophyta, Magnoliopsida, Poales, Poaceae. The transcript is spliced from 2 exons.